Messenger RNA from Drosophila arizonae, 757 nucleotides. RefSeq lists its product as uncharacterized. NCBI's taxonomy places the organism in Eukaryota, Metazoa, Arthropoda, Insecta, Diptera, Drosophilidae. The record is from RefSeq and is a predicted model, not a curated record.
CAAACUCUGAGAUCAGUUUACACGGAGUCGAUUUUCUAUUUAUAUUGCUCGAAAUUGUUUUUCAAAAUUGUAGGAGUUGUGCGCCACCAAACAAGAAUUGCACACAAGCAACAAACAUUAUUGAUUACGAAAACAACACAAAAGACAGCAGACCACAUAAAUAUAUAGCUACAUAUGGUCUAUGUGUAUUGCGAAUAUAUAUAUAGGCAUAUCUAGAUAUAUUUAUAUAYACAAGUGUAUAUAUAUAGAUAUAUACAUCAUCCAAAUCUUAUUGUGAAGGCACGGAACGCAACGAAGUAGACGAGGGUCAAGCGCGCACCACGACCAUGUUGCUUAAGGAUCAGCCGUCGUUCAAGGAAGUGGCCAAGGUGUUCAUAGUAGGCUUGGCACUGCGCUCCUAUGUGUCAAACGGCGAUGGGGAACAGCGCAGGACGUGCUUUGGGCACGAGCUCUCGCGCCGCAUCUGCAUGGCGGCCAAUCGUCACCGGGCCAACAAUCGCCAUCGCUUGCUGAAGCUCAUGUCGCCGGAACGCCUAAAGGAGUAUGAAUUGAGCAACAAGACUCGGGCACUCCAGCCACAGCCACUGCCACUGCCACAGCCACAGCCACAGGCACAGGCGCAACCACAGCCACAGGCGCAGCCACAGCGCGAUCUCAGCCAAAAGACUCGGGAAUUUGCUGCCAAUACAAAUCGGAAUACCAAGUUAUAAAUGAGACACUCGAACAUUAGGUUAAUACAAGUUUUUGCAUCGUUUCG